AUGUCAUCGCUACAGAGUCGCAAAGAUGAGAUCGCGGCCAAGAAGGCGAAAUUGGUGGAGCUGAAGCGGCAACGAGAGCUGCGGGCCAGGGACUUGAACACCAACCGACAAAGUAUUGGAGGAGGAGAUGCUUCAGAGCUAGCCCAAGCAUCACCUCUUCGAAGUCGAACGACACAGUCACGUGAGGACAUUGACUCCCUGAUCUCCUCCCUGGUCCCGGAACGACCUUCUUCCUCCACUGGUAUACGGACACCGGCACGAAGCCCUGGCAAGCGAGGUAGCAAGCCUGUCGAGCAGACGGACGACUCGGCCGAUGAGCCGACGACGAGGCGGUAUCAGGAUGCUGCUACAGACACGCAGACACUUGCAUUCGCCGACUUCCAGACCGUCUACGAGAUUCCGGUCGAGAGCAAGCCCGAGGUCAUCACCUACAGCAAAGGUGUGCAGACGACAGAGCCGUGGGAGGGCGACGAUGCCGGCACGGAUGCACCUGCACAAAGCCCGAGCAGGAAACGGCGAGAAGGGCUGAGCGAUCGUGAGCGGGAGCUAGAGGAGGAGAGCAUACGGCAACGACUCCGACUCGAGAUCGAAGAGGAGCUCCGAGCAUUGGAACUAGACGACAAGACCAUCCCCGACAAAGAGCGCUUCCCGGUCCGCUCCCUCCAACCCGAAGAACUCAAUGCAGUAACAAGCAGCAACGACUUCCUCGAUUUCGUAGAACGGAGCAGUAAAGUCAUCGAAAGAGCUCUAGACGAAGAAUACGAUGUCCUGGCCGACUACGCUCUGCAGACCCGCGACGCAGAAGAAGAUGCAGACGAGUAUGUUGGUCGUCGAGGCAGGAGGAUCAAAGAAGUGGCAUCCUUUUCCCUCUCCGAUCAGAUGGGCUCGAAACGCAUGAUUUCCUCUCUCGACUUCUCGCCCAAAUUCCCGGAGUUACUAUGCACGAGUUAUACGAAAUCGCAAGCAUCGCCACACACACCGCCAGGACUGCUGAAUGUCUGGAACUUGCAUCUGAAAGGACGACCGGAGUACAGUCUCCACGCCACCUCCGACCUCCUCUCCUGCCUCUUCCACCCGUAUCACCCAAAUCUGAUAUUAGGCGGCACCUACAGCGGCCAGCUCUGCCUUUGGGACACCCGGGCCCGCCACCACCGCACCGGCGAGCCCGUCCAAAAAACCCCUCUCACGGGUGGCCGCACAGGCCACGCCCACCCCAUCUACUCCCUCGCCGUCGUCGGCACCCAAAACGCCAGCUCCAUCGUCUCCGUCUCCACCGAUGGCGUCGUCUGCGCCUGGAGCACAGACAUGCUGACAGUCCCACAAGAAUAUCUCGAGCUGCACUCCCCUAACCUCUCGGCCUACAAAACAGACGACGUAGCCCCGACCUGCAUCUCCUUCCCGGCCUCGGAUCCAACCUACUUCCUGACGGGAACAGAACAAGGCUCCAUCCUCCCCGUCCACCGCUACGACCGCGCGGGAGCCAAAGCAGGAGUCGACACCCGAACUAGUUAUCAAUCCCACAUGGCGCCCGUCACAGCCAUCGACUUCCAUCCAGCCAGAGGGAAAAUCGACCUAGGCGACCUUUUCUUAAGCGCGGGAAUGGACUGGAGCGUCAAACUCUGGCGCGCCAAACCCGCCAGCUCAACUGCCAGCACAAUAUCCUCCUCCACCUCAUCCACCACUGGCUCCGGCCAACAAAACCAAGAGGUCGUAAAGCCCCUCCUCUCCAUCCAACGCGAGGAUACAAUCUACGAUAUCCGCUGGUCCCCCACCCGCCCCUCAAUCUUCGGCCUCGUCGACGGCGCCGGCCUCCUAGACCUCUACGACAUCAACGCCUCGACCGAGAUUCCCGUCGCGAGUGCAAAGCCCUCUCAUCAUGAGAAAGACGUUUUCGGCCUGAAGAGUCUGAGCCAGUUGGCUUGGGAGAAGGGGCAGGGGAGGAAUGUGGCUGUGGGGGGACUGGAUGGGGUGACGACUGUUUUUGAGCUUGGGGGGGAGCUUGGGGGGGUGGAGAUGAAGGGGGAUGCGUGGAUGGGGGUUAGGCGGUGGGUUGGUCGGCAGGGGAGGACGAUAGGGUAG
This is a messenger RNA of Recurvomyces mirabilis, 2079 nucleotides long. RefSeq lists its product as uncharacterized. The record is from RefSeq and is a predicted model, not a curated record. Gene Ontology annotation, molecular function: dynein light chain binding; dynein heavy chain binding. The transcript has 2 exons. NCBI's taxonomy places the organism in Eukaryota, Fungi, Ascomycota, Dothideomycetes, Mycosphaerellales, Teratosphaeriaceae. Gene Ontology annotation, biological process: transport along microtubule. The coding region runs from base 1 to 2079 and encodes 692 amino acids. Gene Ontology annotation, cellular component: cytoplasmic dynein complex.